GCAGUCCACACAAUCCUCAUUGCAAAAAUCCAUUCCACCUUGAAAUCUUCCCACACACACCGCCUCUUGCCAGCCAUCUCCACGGUGACCUGAGCACGUUGUGUACGGCAAGAAACAAUAAAACCUGUCAUCAAGAACAUUCGACGUCCACCGCAAAAUCAUACGCAAACUACUUCCUACCUCGCCUCCUAAGAGAGAACCGCGAGACAACUGAGGGCGAACAUGUCUGAGCUUCGGAGGAAGGCUCUCGGGGGAGGGAAGACGGUGUCACGCAAGGCGCGCUCGAAGCCUGAAUCGGGAUUCUCCUCUGCCAACCAUUCCCCAAAUGGAUCUCCCGGAAACUCGCGAGCGGGCUCACACGCCGGCUCACGGCCCGGUAGCCGCUACGCCUCGGAGGACGAGUUUGACAGCGAGUCUGAAAUGGAUGACACCAUGACCAUGAGCACCAACUCCGUUUCAGACGAAGACGAGGUUGACAACACGUGGGCCGACCGAUUGCACGACCGUGUGACGGAGCUACAGGAUCGCAAGGGAAGCAGCGUGCAGGGGCGUGAAGCGACGCUCGGAGCCUACAACCAUCUUCUCAAACACCACUUCGCCCAACGAGAGCUGGACCGGUCGGUUGCAGAGCUCUUGCCUAUCCUUCUCAGGGGUAUUAGGAGUGGGAGCAGCGACGAAGAGCGUCUCCGGGCGCUCCGAGCUUUCACCCUUACCGUCCUUACAUGUCCCUCGGACACGAUAUUCGAGCAAGCACUGCCGAUUCUGAAAGCGGCAUGCCAUGAUGCAGACGGCGACGACAUCAAGGUGGCAGCAAUCCAUGCCGUCUGUAUCGCCGUUUCGUACGGAGGAGGGUCAGGCAGCACUGCGGAGGAGACGCUCGACUUCCUCCUCGAGAUUAUCGAAAGCGAUGGUCAGUCGGUCGGAGCAGACGACAGCGGUCCGGUAGUGACGGCGGCACUGCAGGCAUGGGCGUUCGUGGCGACCCAUAUGGAGGACCUGACACUCCAAAGCGAGGCCGCCAUUGAGGCUUUCAUGGAGCAGCUGGACAGUGGAGAUCCGGAUGUCCAAACCAGCGCUGGGGUAAACAUUGCCCUCCUUUUCGAAGCUGCACGCGAUUACGAAGAGGAAACCGGCGAGAGCUUCGAUAUGCAGUACAAUCGGUACCGGAUUAUGACUCGGAUGGCCGAGAUUGUCCGGGACUCAUCGAAAGCGGUGUCGAAGAAGGGCCGGAGACACAUCCGGUCGAACUUCUCCAGCAUCGUUACAUCCCUUGAGCGAGGCACGGGACCAGGAUACUCGACAGCCGGUCGUUCAGGGCCGAACCCACACACCGGUGGGUCCAAGGCCGACGACCAAGGCGAUGUCCAAGAGUUUGGUUACCGGGAACGAGUUCGGAUCCGCAACCAGGUCCUGCUCAUCGACACCUGGUCACUCCAUGCGAGAGCGGAGUUGCUGAAGACUCUGCUUGGCGGCGGGCUGGGUGUUCAUUAUUUGGAGAACCCAGUCGUGAAGGAUAUUCUCAACGAUGCUGAGGUUGAGUUCAUCUCGACAGGCAAACGGAGGAAGGAGGAAGCGAAGUUGCGGAGGAAUACUCGAGACUAAACGGAAUGAAUUGGUAUGGGUAUGAGGUAAUUUCUACUUUGCAGGGUUCGACUUGGAGUCGGUUGGAAGUAUGUUUUGGUUCUUUAUGUACUUAAGAGAGCAUGGAAGUCACUCGGACUUAAUAUUAGCGUCCCGACUUUCUUUACAUUGUUAAUUUCACCCUUCGUUUGCCGUGCAACAUGGAGCUCACACCUAGUAAGCUGCCCUCACGAAUGUUGCUCUAGUCCAGCCGAGCGGGAGCGCAUCGACAGGGCG
Messenger RNA from Chaetomium strumarium, 1857 nucleotides. Its product is annotated as interferon-related developmental regulator-domain-containing protein. The coding region runs from base 223 to 1602 and encodes 459 amino acids. The record is from RefSeq and is a predicted model, not a curated record. The transcript has a single exon. NCBI's taxonomy places the organism in Eukaryota, Fungi, Ascomycota, Sordariomycetes, Sordariales, Chaetomiaceae.